This is a messenger RNA of Ipomoea triloba (trilobed morning glory), 673 nucleotides long. RefSeq names its product protein TAPETUM DETERMINANT 1-like. The transcript is spliced from 4 exons. Lineage: Eukaryota; Viridiplantae; Streptophyta; Magnoliopsida; Solanales; Convolvulaceae. Gene Ontology annotation, biological process: cell fate determination. The coding region runs from base 188 to 673 and encodes 161 amino acids. The record is from RefSeq and is a predicted model, not a curated record.
CUUAGUGUCACAGGUCACAGACUCACAGGUGCGCUUGGUUCUAAGCUGGAAGCUUUUUUUCCCGCGUGCACGGCUCACCCUCCGGUAGUCGACGGAAACGGAGGAGGAAGGGAACCGAGGUUGCUAAGAAGCCAAAGUUAAACUGGGGUAAUUACUUUCUGUGUCCUUCUUGACUCAAAACACUAUCAUGAGCUGGCUUCGUGCCCUCUUCUUCUGUUUCUAUCUGUUUACCAUCCUUGCAGUCUGUGAUUUUGGACUUCAAUGGAGCAAAACAGGCUGGGUUUUGCAUAAAGCUCAUGGAGAUAGAAAUGUAACUAUGAAUAUGAUACUGCAGAAGACAUAUUUAAGCCAUAGAAAAAUUCUGGUACACGGAGCCUGUACAAACAAGGAUAUAAGCAUUUCGCAAAGCACAUAUUCCACGACUGGGAUUCCACAAUAUGUAGUUGAGAUAGUGAACACCUGCUUUUCUGGUUGUGCCCCAUCCAAGAUCCACCUCCACUGUGACUGGUUUGCCUCUGCCAGAAUAGUGAACCCAAAUACUUUUAAGAGGCUGUCUUAUGAUGACUGCUUGGUUAAUGAAGGAAAGCCUUUGAAGGCCAGCCAGAUGAUCCGGUUCACCUACUCAAACACAUUUAUGUACCCUCUGGCCUUCAAGUCUGCCAAAUUUUGCUGA